AUUCUGUUGUCAAAUAAAGAUGGCGGCGGUGUUGUCAUCAACUCUGAUGCCGAUGCUAUUAAUAUUAUUAUGUUUAUCAAGAUUUAAACUAGGAUUUGCCAAACCUGAACAAGGGGUUUGGGAUUUUACUGCGAAAAAGGUAAAGCUAGACUAGCCUAGAAUAUUCUUAGACUUAACUCUGUAGUCAAGCUAAGUUAAAGUAGGCCUGCUUUAUUUAAACGAAGUGGAUGCGUACACCGCGGCGGUGUACCUAGCGAAACCAUCGGCUUUGGCCUGCGUAAACCGCGGCGGUGUACCUAGUGAAAUCGUGGGCUUUGGCCUGGGUACACCGCGGCAAAAAAUUUACCAUUGGCCUGGUUUUAAGAUAUACUUGUUGGAGAGGAUCUUGUGUGGUCAAGUGGUAGAGUGGACGCUUGGCGAUAAUAUAGUUUGAGAUCAAUUCUCAGUAGGGGAUCGAGUUUUUUUCCUCCCAUUUUAGUUUUAAAAUAUUUUGUAGCAAUUGAAACAAUUUAAAUAUAUGUUUAAAUAUUAUAUUAAAUACACUUUAUAUAUUUAUUUAUAUAUAUAAGUGUUUCAACAAGUUGUGCCGGCCUUUGACUUUGAAAAUACCGGUAACUUUAGUAAUAAGACUUUAGACAUUUGAAAACAAACUUAAAGUUUCUGAAAGCGCAUGUAAUACAUGAUGAUCAUGUAUAACAGAAACAUUAUGAAUACUAAGUGACUGAUAUUCUAUUGUAUUUCAACAUUCUUCGUAUAGUUGAAUAUUUACAUUUUACUUUUACGAACAACCAAAGAAAAUACCAGUAUGAAUAAUAUUCAUGCAUAUGAAUAUUAAUGUGCAUGGUCGUAUUUCAACCUUGAACCAUCUUGCUUUCACUAUGCCUUAUGCAUUGGCAAAAUGUACAUACGAUAUCAAAGGUUCAUUCACAACACUCAGUCUCACAGCAAAUCUUUUGAAAACACCUCGAUUUUAGAAACUUGCGGAGCGGUAGCAAACUGUAUAGCAAAGCCAUAGGUCUGCGUUUACCCUUUUCAUGACGUAAUUUGUUUCCAGAAUGGCAUGGCAUGUGCUAUUCUCAGGGUAAAACACGACGUUUUCUCACAGAAACCAUUGCACAAUGCGCCUGGGACAGGAUUUGCACUAUGUCAAAGUUUUUGUAUUUGUUGUUUUUUUUUUUUUUUAAGAAAUCGAUCCUUGCCGGGGAGUGGGGGGUGGUGGUGAGUUAUGGGCAGAGGCUUAACCAAAAAGAGGGCAUUCACAAAUCACGGCUCAGGAUAGGGGUUGUCCACAAAGGACGUCCGCACAACCAACUUACCUUUUGCAUCCCCCCUCCCUCUGCCUGCAUUUUUUUUACUAAUGUGUAAUGCCAAUGUAAAACUAAAUCAAUGAUUUUUAAUUAUUGUUAAAAGACUUUCAAAUAACUGCAGUGUUUCGUAUUGAUCAUCUUACUGCUGUUUUGUGUUGACACAUGCUUGGUGUCACAAUGACAAUGCCUCGGACUACUUUAACUUCACGACUUCAUGAUCAAUGUAUGAGUAUGUGAUUCUCUUCCCGUAGUGUAUUUGUGGCGUAAUUAUAUCAUGGUGCUAACAAAAUAGAUACACUGUCUUCCCAUUCAUUUUUACACCAUGCCCCGAGGGAUCACAUACAAUGUUAUAUUUAUAAGGCACCCCCCCAAAAAAAAAAAAAAAAAACAAACCCAAAACAAAACAACUAACAACUGGGUGGGGGUGGGCAUGAGAGAAUAAUUUCAAAUUAAGAUUCACAAUCAUAUGAUAAAACUUACAAUUAAUAAAUAUAUUUGUAUUUCAAGAUAUUGGGGGAGGGGGGAAUAAAGUGGUUAACUUUAAAAAUAAAUCAUGGUUUAACAUUACCCCCCCCCCAGCCCCUUCCCUUCCAAAAAUAAUAAGAAAUGCUUUACAUGCACUUUGCCACAUACGCGUGGACCUUACUCAAUAUCUUCCCAAGGUAAUAAACGAAUUUUUAAUAGUUUUCAGUUUUAACACGAGUAUAACAUUAAAUCUACAAGUACCGGUUAGGCCAAAAAGUUAAAGACUCGCAAAGACCAUAGUUUGGCUACUGUAAAUCGCUGCGGUGUACGCAGGCCACAGACCAUGAUUUAGCUAGGUACACCGCCGCGGUGUACGCAGGCCAAAGUCAAUAGUUUCGUUAGGUACACCGCCGCGGUGUACGUAGUGCCGGCCUUAUUUAAACUACACUUUCUUAUUCUUAGUUUUAACUUGUUUUAAUUUAUAUUAUAUUUUUUAAAAUAAUCUAUCUUAAUUAUUCUUAAUAUGUGGCCUGUGGCAGUGAGCCACCUAUGGGUAAGAAGCACGCUCCUGUGUUAUUGUUUACCCCAUUGCCCAUGCAUUUCACACCUACUGAACAGGGGCAUUCCUGCCCAACAGGUGACCAACGAACAACUCAUGACACUGUCACUGAGUCACUGAGUUUCUGGUGUUUGAAUAAUGUGAUUUAACCUAUGUAGGUAGUUCGGUAAGAUCCGGGAAGUGCCGAAAACCGGGUAUCAUGAUUUCGUUGUCAAAAUGGCGACCUCCACUUUUGAAUUUACAGAGAGUCACGUUGUUUCAACUUUUUAACUAUAUAUAGCCCAGCAUGUUAAUUUUAUUUCUGCCCACAACUUAGAGUAGACAUGUUGUGUUAUGAUUAGACACUUGAGUCCCCAAAAAAUUUUGGGGCUUCACUUUGAAAAUUGAAGGUAAAAUAACGCAAUUUUUUCUCAUUCAUAUUUUUUUUGUGGAAAGGAUCCUUUCUUUGAAUUUCAGUGACUUUAUAAAUAAUGGCAUUAACUACAACAUAUCCAAGAAAUGUCAAUUUAGGCCCAACCGGAUGGUCAGAAAGUUACUCGGAAAUUGUGUCCCAAAAUUACCUAUUAUCGUUAAUAUUUGUUGCUAUAGUAAAUAACCUGAUUUAUUCUGGAAAUCCAGCCUAUUACCUCCUAAUAACUCAUUUAAAAAUAAAAAUAAAAUAAUUAAUAAAACAAAUACAUAUUUUUAAUAUGAUUUUGUGCUUUUAUUGAGGGAUAUUAGGUUAAAAAAGCUUAAUUAAUUACAAUUAAUAGUUAACUAUUAGUUUUAUAUACUGUUAUAUGUAUACUAUAUAUAUGUCAAUGUAUAUAUUAUAUAUAUAUAUAUAAAUCUAUAUAUACAUAUAUAAUAUAUAUUUAUGUAUGUAUAUAUAGAGGCCUAGAAUAGUAUUCCUAUUAUAAGUGUAUGCCUAUCCCCCUACCCCCAAAAAAAAAUAUUUGUAGGACCCAUUAUUCAUAUGUAAUGAUUUAUAUGGUGAUUCUGGCAUAAAUUAAGUAAAAAUGUACAAAAAAUAUUCACUUACCUUUGGUUUUGAAAUAUCCUAUAUUUAAUCACAUAUCACACUAUUCCAAAAGAGAAUUAUUAUAUAAUCCUCAGUAUUCUCAAAGAAAAAACACACUUUCUGCCACAAUAAUCCAAGAAUUACAUGAGAUAUUACUAAAAUUUAAUAAUAAAACAUUGUAAUUACCUCAAGCAAAUAACUAGAACUUAUUUAAAAUUCUAUCAACAGCCAAAGUUGAUUCUAACAAUAAAUGUUGAUCUGUGAAACAACUUUACUAACUUAAAAUAAAUGAAUUACUAUUUUUUGUCAUAUUCACACAUUCAUAUGGUAUGGGACUAAAAUACAUUAUAUAGAAAAUGGUAAAAUAAAAAGUAUAACAGUCAAUUUUAAUUUAUUGAAACAAAGAAUCUCUUUAUUAUUAGUAUAUAACUUAUAAAUUUUAAACAAUUCCACAGAAAAUUUGAAAUUAAUAUCUUACGAAUGUUUUAUUAUUAUUAUGAUUUUUGGGAAAUUGAAAAAAAAUAUUUAUACAUAAUUAAUUAAUUACAAAUAAGUGACGAGUCUGCAUAUUUUAUAUUUUUUAAUAGGAAAAUAAUAAAGAUUUUUUAAAUAAUUUUUGUGCGGAAUAUUAACAAAAACUAACUUAUAUUUUGUGGUUUUAUUUAGAAGUACUCUAAUUAAAAUAUGUUCCCUGUAAAUAUUAUAUUUUUGUGUCAUUUUAUAAUAAAGUUAUAGGCCUUAAAAAAAAAAUCAAAAUGAGGGUCACGAAAUGUGGAGGAAAAUCCCAUAUUAAAAAAGUACCUUUGAGGUCCCUACUAAAAAAUUCAUAACUUUUGAACCACUUGAGCUCGAAAUUUGAUCUUGGUGUUUUUGUAAUCUAUUCUCCAGGCUCUAUACAGCUGUAGUAUUUUUAUAUUUUUAAAAAUGUUUUGAAAUUUUAAUCAAAGUGCCUAACCCAUGGGUGUAUGAACUAAUACUUGGAGUCGGCUGCAUGUGUGAGAGAUUUGACUGUCUGUUCAAAGUCUUUUACCACAAAAAUAAACGCUUUACUUCAGUUUUCAAACCUGCAUUUCUUUGUUAAUAUAUUUAGGCACCUCGAUACCCACUCGCGCGCGCGGUCUGUGCAUAUAAAAAAUUUUGAAAAAACUUGUUCUACAAUAUGGUGUACGGCUACACUGUAUCUUUGGAAAAUUGCAUACUACGUCACCUUUGUUUAUUAAAUAAUUGGUUUCCUCUCAGUGACGUUCAGUUUUUGUGUUCAGCUAAUUCUAGGAAAUUUGCGCAACGUUUUAUUUUCUGUGUCAUGGAUAGGAUUAUCAUAAGGAUUCGGUAAACAUAUGUAAUAAUAUACUCCUUUGUUUGUAAAAAAAAUCAAAUGGGAUCUUGAUAAAAUGAAACUACGUUUAAUUUUAUAAAAUUAAUAAAACAGAGUAGGGUUAAACCUGAAAAAAGGAACGCAACAAAACAACGAACAUGUCGGCAGAAAGCCUUCAUCAGCGAACAAAACAACAGAAAAAACGUUAUAAAAAUAAGAAAUAGCACUUAGCUUAGAAGUAGUAUCCGUGGGCCGCACAUUUCUUUUGUUUAAGUUUUAUAGACAUUUUUAUAAGUUUGUGCAUUCAAUUUUACAUUAAAAAAAAAAGACUUCUAUUUACCUUUAACAAAUAUAAGAAUUUAUUUUAACUAUAACUGAAUCAUAUAUUUAAUUAAAAUACAAUGAACAUGUUAUUUUCAGUUUUUUGCCUUUACAAAUAAUAAUUUUUCAGAUUUUUCUGUAAAUGAUUUUUUAACAUAACUGCAUAUAAAAAGUCUUGAAGUAAUGUAAAGUUUUGUUGUUCUUUGUGUUGUAUAUUAGAUUGGGAAUGUCUCCUGAAAAUUAGGUGCUAUUAUCUUUAAAAAUAAAAAUGUUGUGGGCAAAAUAGUGCAGAAAUUUGAAAUUUAAAAAUUAGACCAAAAAAAUCAUAACUCCUCUUCUAUAAGAGAUAUAAAGAUGAAAUUGGCGUUUUUAUAAAGCUUAUAGCUAGCUCUUUAAAAUGACAUUUCUUUCAUGGCAAUCAGACAAUAUUUAAAAUUAGUGUCAAAGUACCUAAAAUAUUAAAACUAUCAGCCACCCCACGAGGACUACUCGGGUACAAAUAUAAAAAGGCCAAGGCCAUUCUAAAUUAUUAUUCAUUCUUUGGACUUUGGAGGUUAAUUCCAAGAUUUAAUUAUAGUUAUAUCUCUACUUUUUUAAUUUUAUGGCAUAGGGCAUAAGUUAAUAUUACUAACUGAACUAAAAUUAUAAGCACUACUUGACUUACAUAUAUUAGGCCUAAUAUAAUAUAAUAUAUAUAUAUAUAUAUAUAUAUAUAUAAUAAUGCUAUUAAUGGACAAUGUACGUUACAUGUCAAGUUUUGCACCGGAAUGAGUAAGUUCCCGUUUGUUUAUUCUAGGAUUGUUACUAAAGCUACUACAGUUAAUUUUUAUUAUUUUAAUUCUAUCAUUGGGUAGUAUCAAUUUAUAUAAAUUAAAGCUAAAUUUUAUAGCACAAGUGUGUAAGUAUGUACACUGUAAGUUGAGGGAAGGGAGUGGCUGCAGGUGGUUGACAUUUCUUACCACAUAUCUAAAGGGAUACAAUAAAGUUACUACGUUCGCCACAAAAUGGUGGAACCUGGAGUAAUGUGUGUAAAAGUGUAUUCUAUGAAACUGUAAAUGUGGUUUUCAUUAUUUUAAAGUGUUUUAGUUGAGGGAAGUAGUCGACCACACUCAUUGACACUGUAUGGUCUUGCUGUAUGGUAGAUUAGGACCUCAAUGAUCUACUAUAACAAUAACAUUCAGCCCAUUCAAUGUACCUGGAGAAAAUGAUAAAAAUCUCCUAUGACCCGCACUUCAGCCGACCAACUAACUUUUCCAAUUGAAUCAUUCCAACCCCCCCCCCCCCCCCCCCCCUUCAAUCACCCAAUAAUAAUAAUUUCAGUUUUAGAAAAAGUUUACACAGGAGUAUUUUUCAUACCAUUUUGAUGAACUUGACACCAAAACCUCGUUGGUCAUAAGUGAUUUUAAUCUCACACUUUACAACUAAUAAUACGCAUAAAAAUAAUAUCAUUUUCCAACUCGAUCUGAAUGUCUUAAUUUAUAAACUUAAAGUAUAUUUUCAAUAUUUUGUGCUUAGUACCUGGUUUCAAAACCAAUCUAUGCUAGUAGCACUUAAUAUAUAGUCUAAUAUUAUGCUGGAAAUAUAGUAUUAUUUAGAAACAGAAAAAGACAAGUAAAAAUUUAAAAGGAACUUUGCCCAUAGACACUCAGAAUGUUAUUUCAAAAAUUUUCCCACAUCGUAUGCUUUGUAUUACAUUGUUUCAACUUGAUUGUAGUCUUCCUAACAACCACAUUAUACUCCUUUAUAACUGCAAAUAGCCCUUUUUGUAAUUAUUACAUACCGUUAUAAGAUUUAACUAAUUUAAUUUGUAGUUUUAAAAUUUGGCUCAUUAGAUGAAAAAUUCACUCAAUUCAUAGCAAAGGACUGCAAAUCAGUAUACAAAGAAAAUCGAUACCAAAGCUAGUGAUAUUAAAAAUAUAAAUAUUCAAUUUAAGUAAAUUAUUAAGUUUAUAUAAAAAUUCAAAAUGAAAUAUACAGAAAUAAAAACUAUAUUAACUUACAGCUGUGAAAAAGUAUAAUACUAGAAAGGUACAAAUAUUAAUUCACACACACACAGUAAAAAAUCUAAUAAGUCUUGUUGGGCUUCUGUAAGUCUUCUAAAUAAGUCUGCCAGUCGGCUGUCAUAUUUAAAGAGAGGGAGUCAGAACCGCCCAGAACAGAUAUUCUAGAAAUUGGAUUACCAGAGAGUAUUUCACUCUCUAUGUAGUAUAAUGUAAACCCUUCUGGAAAUGUAAACAAACUUUCCCAAUCAAGGUCGGUGGGGGGAAAGGAGUGGCAGAAUUCAUUGGUGACGUCAAAAAUGAAGGAUGAGGUAAAGUUGCAUGCCACGGCUCACGAUGAACAAAAAUUAGGUCAACACACAGGCUAUAACAGUGAUCCAUUUUCAAGCCCGAUAUGUCCAAACUCAUCAAAAUAGAAAGCUCAGAUUCUGUUCAAUAAGUGUGUAAAUAGCUUUUUGAGUACCUGAUUAGCAGCAUUGUCAUCAGCUGGACUUUGGAUUUACUAAAUGAUCAAAGUUUACGAUAUAUCAUGAUUUUAAAUGGAGCAUUUGUCAUUAAUAAUAAUAUUAUAAGAUAUAUUUUUGUUUCAAAAAGAUCAAAACCAUUGGCAUAUUUGUUCCAUUUAAAACAAAAUGAAAAAUGUCACUAGACUGAUUACAGAUCACUUGAAAGGCAGUUCCUUAACCUGCUAAGAAAUUAAAUCCUAAUUGCUAUUAUUAUUCAAAACUUAUAGACAAGACAGGUUUUUAUACAGUGUUUAUCUUCUGGUCAUUUGGUUGCCAUAUCAGUCUUGACUGUUAGCCAUCAUUAAACUCAUUUUUUUGUGUCUGCUUGGUGGCCUGUAGGUUAAAAUUAAUUUUUAAAUAAGAUUUCAUAUCAUUGAAAUAAUUGCAGUAACAAAAAUAGCUUAAUACAUUUUAAGGGGAUGUAUCAGGGAAUUUAUUUUAUUUGAAUAUUGUACAAUAAUGUAUUUUUAAAAUAAUUUAAUCAACAAACAACAUAAAAUGGAAAAGUAAGUUGAAAAAAACCCACACAUUUAUAAUAGAAAUUAAUAUUUUAUUUUUAUUCAUAAAAGCAAAGACAUUACAUUAACACAAAAUUUGAAGUUUACAAAUUAACCUUGUACUACUUCGAAUAAUUGAGGUGGCACUAAUUCAUUGGAUGAUUUUUUUAAAAACAAUAUUUUGAUAAUUUCAACAAUGAAUAAUUUGGGUUCUGAUAUCACUCAUGUUUAUCAUGCACAAAAUUUUACCAGUGGCAAAAUAUAUAAAUUUCUCCCUAAAUUGUACGACUGGUCUCGCCUAUCUUUCUUGCUGAAAUUUUGUGUCUGGUGCUUUCAAUAUAUUGAUUGUAUAGUACAAAAUAUCAUCACUAAACAGCAACUCCAGCAUUUAUAAUGGAUUCAUGCCAUUUUGUAAGGCAUAUAAUCCUGAGAGUUUUUUAAUUAAAUUGCUACCUCUCAAACGUAAUCUGUUUGAAAGUUGAUUCUUAUUCCAUUUUUUUUCUCUGUCUCUGCCAAUAAAAAGUACCAUUGCCAAUAAUAUCUACAUCAUCAAUAUCACCCUUGUAUUCUUCUGACUGGGAAUCUUUCUGACAAAUUUCAACUGCAUCUUGACUCUCUGUGUCAACCUCCUCAACUUCAAAAUCCUUUUUUCUUCAUCUUCAAAAAAAAUCUUUUAAUUAACUCUAUAUCCUUGAGAUUCAUAAGAUUAUUUUCCUACCAUCUUACCACCAUCCAUGUUAGAUGGUGGAAGUAACGUAAAAUAUUAUAAGGAUCAGUAGCCUAUAAAUAUCUCGUUUUGGCGCAAUGUAUCAAUUUGAUAUAUACUAUUUAAAAAACACACUGAAAUUAUUUUAAAAUAAGACAAUGUAUCAGUAUUUACACAAAUAUGAAAAAAAUAAUUUACCAAAGCAAGAAAAUAAUACAAUUAUCAAACUUCAAAAAAGUAGCGUUGCAAUGGCGGGGUGUAUCAAUUUGAACAAAACAGCCAAAAUCUGCAAUCUGAAAGCAUUUUCUGUACACUGCACAGUCUUGGCUGAUAAAGGAAAAGAAAACAUUAAGCUUACUGAUAAGCAUAGCUCACUGUCAUCUCUUAUUCACAUGUGCAAAACAAAAGCAGUUGGCUUUUUUCACUCUGAUCAGACGCGCCUGACAAAAGGUUAAUAAGCUUUCUUCUUUUCAUUUCAGGAUAAUACUCUCUUCUCAGCAACCAAGAGCAUGUUUAAGAACAGUCAGCUUUCUAUCUCAAGUAAUGAAACAUAUUUAAAGAUUAAAAAGAAAAUUUAACUUUUUGCCUGUUACUGUUAUUGAUUCCAAAUAUAAAAUUCUCAAGAUGAGCGUUCAGUCUGUCUGAAAUUUAAAAGGAGAAGUAUACAUUCCUGAAUAUUUAACUCUUCUUUAAAUUAAAUAUACUUAUAAUAAUCCAAAUUAUUAGAAUUUGAAUUUCUUUCUUAAUUUUCAUAAUUUUUUUACCAUGGUAUGUAUUCAUACAUUUUAACAAGAUCUUUAUUUGAUUCAUGAUCAAUAGCUGAGUUGAAGAGCCUCAUUAAUUGUAUUCAACAUAUUAUGAAAAAAGUAAAGUGUUAGCCAUGUUCAGAUAUAAUUUUUUUAUUAUAUUCAGUUCUGUGUGAAAGCUCAAGUGAUGUCUCAUUUAAUGUAACUUGGAUAUUCAGAAGAUCACCAUGUGCCAAUGAGUACACAGAUCUUAAUGAGGUAUUCAAGUGAAGAAUUAUAUUUUUUCAAAGGGAUUGAUUAAAAAUAUCUUAGAGCCUUUUAUUCUACAUAUUUUUUGUUUAAAUAAUCUAUUAAAAAUCGUUAAAGUUUUUUGUUUUGUUUUAAAACAAAUGUAUUUUAUGUCUUUUAUUACAGACUGUUGCUGAAUACUAUCUGCAAAGGCCAUUUGUACAGUCUUUAAAUUUUCUAAAGACGGAAUACCUAAAUGGCUCAGGUACAUACACCUGUUCAAAGAAUAAGCAGUUUACACUUCAUGUAAGUUUAAGUGAAUGAAAUAUGAUUUUCAUAUAUUGGUCCAUAGUUAAUUUAUUUUAUAUGUGUAUUAAUAAAAACUCUCUUAACCCUGAUUGUUACAGUGUUGGCUGUUAUUCAAAAAAGGCUACUUCUUCUAUUAUAACAUUAUCAGGCCAAAGUCUACAUAGAACUGUUUAAGGAAACACACAUUUUAUUCUAAAUUAAUAUCCCCUAGUUAAGCUUCUUCUUUGUUGCAGUCUAUCAUCCAUUCAUUGCUAACAUUCAUCAGAACCUGAGGUUUCUCUGCUCCCAUAGUUUUUUAAAAUCUUGUAGCAGUUGGAUUUAAUAACAUACACGAGAAAUAACCAGUCAAACAAUUGUGGCGGCAAUGCCUGAAUUUCCCAUUUACUCUAGCUACUUGAAAAAAAACACAUUCAAUUACCAUACUUUUUAAGAUUCACAAUUAGUGUUAUCUUCUGAGAAUUUUAUUUUCCAUGCAUAUGGAACACAGCAUUACAGCCAUACAAACGUAUCAAGAGAAUUAUUAUUUUUGCUUUUUAUUCCAGCUCCAAUUCAUUUUUAGUGGCUAUUGUAAAAUAAUUUAUUCUGAAUUAUUACUGUUACAUAUUAAAAUAUUUAUGCCUUUGUCUUGACCUGUUUCAGAUCAAGCCUUAUGGUAUAAACAUUUUUAAAUAGUCUGAGAUGUAAAUUAACCAAGGGUUCUUAAAUCUUAGCACUUACUGAACUUAGCCAGAGUGUAGAGUAAAACAAACACAUUUUUCAAAUCUGACUAACUUCACAGACUUUUUGAGUCUUUACCGUUAUUUUUAAGAGAUUAUAUUAACCCUUUCCAUGGCAACAUAUUGUAUACCCUGUCCGUCACAACUGGGUGUGGCGCACCUGUACACUUAUUAUAAAGGGUUUCUGGCGAUUCCUGGCAACUGGGUGGGUUACACCCAUAGUUUUUUAUCAUGGAAAAUGGUUAUCUUUAUGUUAUUUUCUUUUUUACAAUGUGGCAUGAUUUAGUUGCCUUGUAAUCAAACUCCCUUCACAUAUCUCAUUGUUUCUCCCACUGAACCUUUUGUUCUGUACAUUAAUGAAAAAUGAGACAAACAAUAGCUGACUGCACCAACAGGGAAAGCUAGAAAGUAAAAGAAAACAAAUGGCAAGGGCCUGAUGUGACCUAAAUGAAAGCUUUUUUGGGCUGCCUACUACACACUCUUCACCUCAACAGCAUUUCAGUGGAAUUUUUAUUCAGCCCUGUUGAUGGAAAUCCUCUUAUUAGGGCAGCAUUUUCAAUGAAGAGAUUCAGCAAACUUCUGAUUCAUAUUGGCUUUGACAACAAGGAGACUAGAUCAAUCAUUUCUGACUCGUGACAUCUUUGUUUCCAUAAGAGAUGUAUGAGAAGCAUUCCUGAGUAAUUUGGCAAGGUACUUUUUUCCUGGAGAGAACAUCACAGUAGGUGAUCAACUGGUUGGUUUCAGGGGUCAGUGCAGAUUUAUUCAAUAUAUGUCAAGCGAGCCCGACAAAUAUGGAAUAAAAAUCUUCUGCCUGUGAAUCAUCUUCGAGCUAUCCUCUCAGAGGCUGCCCAUAUCUCAGCACAGAAAAUGUAAGUCCCUUGCCUGCAAAGAGAAAUGUUGGAAUAUCCCCAGAGACUGUGAUUUUUCUCACAACGGACUUCCAUGGAAGUGGCAGCAAUUUCAGAACAGACUAUUAUUUCAUUCCCCUACAACAGCGUUUCCCAAACUUUUAAGUUUGAGGGACCGGUGGACACAUUUUGAAAUUACACCAGGGACCGGUGCCAGAUUUAUUAAUUACAUUUUCUUUUUAUUUGACCAUGAAUAUUCAUGUUGUGCGGGCCGGCAAUGUAAGGGCUCACAGACAGGAGCCGGUCCGCGGACCACCAUUUGAGAAAAACUUGUAGAACCAAUGGCCAAGAAGAGACUUAAUCUAGUUGGAACAGUGAAGUGUAACAAGAUGUUCCUACCCAAGUGGUUAGACCAAAAGAAGGCUCUGCCAAUCAACAAAUCUGUGUUUUUGUUCAGACUAGAAACAACCUUGUCAAAUACCAGAGCUGGAAGCAGAAAAUGUAUUGCUUUUGAACACAAUACACAAUCGUCCAGGUGUGCGUCUUGAGUUAGCUCAAACAGUGCGGUACCUGGGUGUCUACCUAGGGUGUUUUCUGGAGCUGCGCAGGAUUAGUCACAUCAGGCCCUUCCUAACAAUUGAUACAACAAAGAGGCUGAUGUCUGCAUUUGUGCUAUCACGCAUGGACUAUUGCAAUGCUCUCAUGGUGGGUCCUCCAGCUACGCUCCUGGAUAAAAUUCAAAUAGCACAGAAUAAUGCGGCUCGCAUUGUUCUCCGCAAACGCAAAUUCGACCAUGCAAAAACACUUCUGAGAGAGUUGCAUUGGCUGCCGGUGUGUGCUCGCAUAGAGUACAAAAUCGCAACUUUGUGCUACCGCUGCUUACAUAACCUGGCGCCGUCCUAUGUGAAAGAGCUGCUGACGCCUUAUGUACCCACUAAAGAGCUCCGCUCAUCCGAUAGUGGUAAACUCUCGACACCACGUGUUUGCCUUGAGACUUACGGAAAGCGCACUUUCGCAUUUGCUGGUCCAACAAUUUGGAACGCCCUUCCAGUCGAUCUCAGAAACAACCAGACACUGGAGUCCUUUAAAACCGAUCUAAAGACACAUCUAUUUCGCAAAUACUUCUGGGAUGAUUGUCUACCUUAUUUUCCAGUUAAUGCAUAAUGGCUGUGUUGCUCUGGGUUGAAAUGGCUAGAAAGACUUUGAGAUUGUAUGGUUGUAAUUAGUUUUUGUAGUGUUGCGUUUGUUUUAAAUGUGGUUAAUUAUAGAUAUGUUAUUUGUUGACUUUGUACCGUGCUUCGAGCCUUUGGGGAUGAAGCGUGUUUUUGAAAUGAACUUUAUUAUUAUUAUUAUAUAGAAAAUGAAACUGAAUGCAAGAAACCAGAGAUUGUGCCAUAUAACAAAUAAAAAAUCAAAAGAGGCAUAUUCGCCAUGGACACAAGGUGUUCUCUGUGAAAACAAAAAGUAAAAGAUGGCGUUUGGUUGUGUUUAUUUAACAUUGUUGACUUGAAAGCAAGAGUUGCAUUUAAAUAUAAAUAUCCGACUUACUCACUGUCUCAUGAAGACAACAGACAGUCGAUAUUGGCGUUGCAGAUUUCCUCACCCAUUCCCAAGAAGGGUGAUUUGUACCGACGCACCAAGAUAUUGUUGGGCAGAACAUCGACAAUUUGAAAUCAUUACAAACGCUUCAAACAGCUGCCCAAACCACUUCAACUUAGCAAGUUUAUUAGACAUAUUUGCUAAGAAGAUUCUGUUCUUUUAUGUAAAAAAAUUGUGCAAGCUGAGCUGCAAAGCCCCUAUUUCCAUGUGAACGUGCAACUGUUUUGCUUUGAAAUGGUUUGUCAAGUUGGAAACAUGUUAUUAUUGUUGGUAGCCCAGUACCCAAAUCCAUUCAGAAUAUUUAUUUAUUUUCAAAUUUUAAAAUCUAUUUCACGGCAUGGAUUACAGACUCAAAUAAUCAACAAACAACAACCAAUCAAAAAUGUUCACAUGCCAGUUUAGAUGGUUUUUUUCUUCUAUUAAAAUAUGUACGGGUGUGUUAUACCCAGUUGCGAGGGACUGAAUAAAAAAAAAUUAAGCCCCAAAAAAUAAGUCACUUUUGCAUGCUAUACACAAUUGCAUCCACCAAGGUGCUCCAACUACCUUGUGGAUUAGGUCGAGUAUGAGCAAGAUUAUUAAAAGGAGACUCGAGAUAUCAGCAAUCAAAGUCUCUCUCCUGGUGUAUAACACCCAGUUGCGGCGGAAAGGGUUAACCACUUACUCCAUUUUGAUAAAUUAAUUGAGAAGUCUCUUAUAACUUGAACAAAUCAAAAGUCGAUAAAAUCAAGUGUUUAGCCACCAAACCCCAACAAAAAAUUAGCCUGUUUAUAUAAAAGCCCCUUUGUAACUCCUUAAUAAUAAGAGUAACCUUCAUUGGGCAAUGUUGAAAAAAUGGGGUGUUGUUUAUGGCAUGAUCUAAGCCAUAGCAUGAAUGAGGCAUAAAGGUCAGAAAGCCAUAACUGACUGAGGUGUAAGGGCGGGAAAGCUGCUACAUGACUGAAAGGGUUAAUCUGUUUGUAUUAUUAUUUUUUGUUAAAAGCGAUAUCUUUAAUAGAUUUUGGUGUUUAAGGUCACUAUUAUUCUUUGUAGCUUAAAAAAACAAUGAUCCCCAAAUACAAUAAUUUGCCUUAGUCAUAAUUUGGUAGCAGUAUAACUUUCAAUAUAAGCAAGACAACAAAACCCACCGAUUUAUUUAUGAAUAAUUAAUUAAAGUUGGUUUCUUUAUUUGAAUUUAUGUUACCAUUUUUUACAAAAGUUAAAAAUCAAAUGUUUGAUUUCAGCCUGUCAAUGAUACAAAUCCCCAUGAAAAGAUUUAUCCUCCGGUAAGUGCACAUAUGUCAUUGUGUCAAAAGGUUAUUUUUUUGGUACAUUUUGUAGAAUUAGAUGUUUAUUUAAUUGAUGAUAAAAAAAAAUUUUUUUUUAAAAACCAACAGGAGGGGCUUAAAUUAUUUGUAUUGUUAAUUGCUUUUUUAUAGCCAACUACAAAAUCUCCUAAGCCAGCAGACAGUGCACCGAGUUCAGGUGAGGGAAAAAAACCUGAUGCUCCAACCUCUCCAAAAGAGUCUGCUGGUGGUGCCAGGAAGCGCAGGGCAGCUGAUGGGGAACAGAAAGAGAAAAAAGAAGAGUUACAAGGAUCGGCUGAUAAAGAUAAGAAGAAGCCAGCUGAAGGAGCAGAAACUAACAGUGAAGGAACUGAGACCCUCAAACAAGAAAAUCCAGCUGAAGCAACCAAACAAAACGAUAAAGAAACAAAUAUUGCUAAUUCCAAACCUCAUCAGGUUAGUGGGUUUUUUAGAUAUGGGUGUCGUCAGUUGUGUUCACUUUAAACUAAAUCCAGAGCAAUGCUUUCUCAAUAUUACAACAAAAACAUUUACACAUAAAAACAUUUAAAUAUAUUGGAUUUUUUUUAGAUUGAUCAUGAAUCUCAGCAGCUUUUAAAAACCUGGCAAGAUGGUUACUUUCUCCUAGUGAUUCAGUUUUCACCUUCUGACCCAGAAAAAAAAGAAUUGCCAGCAGAUUUUGAACUGCAAGGUUAGUUUGUGUUGACAUAAAGGCCAUGUUCAAUAUUUACAUAAUUUAACAAGGAAACUCAAAUUUCCAGGCUUUUAUAUUUGUUUGUGAUGUGAAAAAUCAAUCUUACUGUUAUUUGAUUUACCACCAUUUAGCUAAGGGGAAGUAGGAAGAUCAGUAUUUUUCUUGGUAUAGGUAAAAAUAAAUAUUUUUAUCUUCCCCCCCCCCCCCAUUUUUAUUGUGGUUAUCUCCCUUUGUUUUCAGCAAAAGUGAGGAUGAGCAAUGGUGAUAGCUACCUGGCAGCAGUGGAUAGACCAUUACUCAUUGUGAGUUUAUCAGCUUAAAAAAAACACACAAAUCUUAUAAUGCCCUCCUAAUAAUAAUAACAUGUAAAUAUCAAUAUUUUUCAGAUCCUUUAUAAAUUGGAUUAAUUUAUAAUUUAAAAAAUUUGCCUACAUUAUCUCUCAAACUCUGGAAAACUUGUAUGACUCAAGACUAUUAUGUAUCUUUUAUGAACUAGGUUUACUGGCAUGUAUGUUUGUUAUGAAAAGUUGAUGAUUGUGAGAGGUUCUUGUGAGGGCCAGAUGUGGUUGGUACGGAGGGGUUAUGCAAGGUCAGAUUAUGGGGUUAGUUUAUGAUGUUCAGUUUAGGGUAUGCUGUUUGAGUACUGUCGAGAGAGUUUUUACGUAUUUACUCGGUAGAGAUUAAAGUAGUCUGAAAUAAAGGAUCGUCAUUACCUCAAUUGAACGUUGAUUAUUACCUUAAAUAUGAACCAACCAUGGCUCACAUAAGUAUGUAGUACAGUAGGACAACAUCGCCAAAAACUUAAACCACAAUAGUAAGGUUUGAAGACAAAACGUCAAACCAAAAGAAGAUUGUAAUAGUAUCCUUAUAAACAACAUUUAGUGUCAAAAUAGUGAGCAGUUAAAUACAUUUUUUGUUACUAUUGAAAAAAGCCUUUAAUUGUACAAAAUGUCUUUUUGCUUUUUCAUACAUUAUAUUCUAUAGUUGGUAUUAAUAAAAUACCAAUUAUAUAAAUUUGAUUGUCUUACUAGUUUAUCUGAGAUUUUGUGGUUAAAAUUUUAUUACUUCUUCAGUUUUAUGGCGUAAUGGGUCUUGUGUACAUUGGCUUUGGGAUAAUGUGGCUUGUUAUGCUAGCAUGCAACUGGCGUGAUUUGCUGAGAGUUCAGUUCUGGAUUGGAGGAGUUAUCCUUUUAGGUAGGUAAAUUAUUGUUGAUUUUAAAACAAUAUGAAAAUGUGAAUGUUUUAUCUUAGAGUACUGACUUGACCUCAAGAUAUCUGCAUCAAAAUUGAGUUCAAAUACAGUGGAACCUCUCAUAACGAGCAUAAUUCGUUUCAGAAUCUUAUUCGUUAAGCGAAACACUCGUUAAACGAAACAAUUUUUCUCAUACAAAUCAAUGUAAAAUACGAUAAUGCGUUCCAUGCUGAAAAAAAAAAAAUUUUCAAAAAUUUGUAUUAACAUAUAUUCAAAUAAAAUUACUUAUGAAUUGUUAAGGAUUGCAACAACGUGGAAUACAAUUUAGAUUUGAAACAAAAAACGUAAAUAAAAAUAUGAAUUUAUGACAAAUAAUUAAUCCUUUUUAAUUAGAAAACUGUCUAAAGACAUUUGUUUUUGCAGACGCUUCAAAAUUUGACGAAAAUGUGUCACAUCAUUAUCAUUGAAUACAUUUUUAGCAGGAAUAGCCACCUCCUUACCUAGGGUGUUGCAUCUCAAUGUACAAUGCAACAGUUUCUCAUGCUUUCAGCAUUUCUCUUAUUGCGCUAGAAGAUUGUUGCUCUGCUACUUCCUCCUCCAUUAAUGAGCUCUCCUCCAUAAUUUCUUGCUGUGAAACACGAUGCAACUCCAUAAUCUCUUCGGUGGUCAACUCUGGACUGCUCUUUCACAAGCUCUUCAAUAUCAUUUUUUAUCCACCUCGAGUCCCAUGAUAUUGGCCAAUGGCACAAUCUCGUUAACUGUAGACUCCACAGGUACUAUUUCAAAAUCACAUUCAACAACACUCUCUGGCCAGUUUUUUCCAAGCAGAAGUGAGGGAAAAAGGGACUUCCCCCUUUCUGCGUAACUCGUUAUGUGAAAUGUCGCACGUUAAGGGAGCAACUUCUUCACAUUUUUUUUUGCUCAUUAUGCAAAUUACUCGUUAUGAGAGUUGCUCGUUGUUUUUUUCUAUUUAUCAAAAUAUGAAAAAGUUAAAAUUGGUAAUCUAAAAAUUCAUUUACAAGCGAAAUAAUGAAAAUUAAUCAAGCUUCCAGACUACAUUAAUAAAGAAUAAUAAAAAAAUUUUUUUUUUUAAUUACAGGCAUGCUGGAAAAGGCAGUGUUCUUUGCUGAAUAUGAAAACAUCAACAACACUGGCCAGUCUGUGAAAGGGGCAAUUAUCUUUGCAGAACUUGUUUCAUGUCUAAAAAGAUCACUUGCUAGAAUGCUGGUUAUCAUUGUCAGUCUUGGAUAUGGCAUUGUUAAGUAGGUGCCUCUAAUUUAUUUUUGCAUUCACCAGCUAAGCUCCUUGAAGUUCAUCUUUAUUACGGCAUUUUAAGUUUUAUAUUAAAUUCUAAUUAUAGCCCACUACCGCCAAACAAUUGUGAUGGCAAAGCGUGACCUUUAAGUUACUUGAUAAAACCCGCAUUCAAGUAAUUCACUUUAUAAGAAUCCCAGUUAGUGUUAACCUGCCACCCCCAAGGUAUUUUACAGCACCCUUGGUAAUACCCAUGAACUAUAUUAAUAUUCUUAAGUCCCAGCCUCUUAUGUCACUGAUUUAUUCAACUAAAACGAAAGAAAAAAUCAUGCACUUAACACACUGGCAAUAUUUUUAAGAUUCUCAUGAUGGGAAGUUUUUAGGAAUUUUAUUUUGCACUCUAUUGAACUCAUCAUUAUACCACACAUUCCUAGAGAAUUAUAUUGACUAUUAUGAUUGAUACAUCAUUAUGGUUGCAAGAAUUAAUGCAUUUCUUUUCCUAUUUAGACCAAGGCUUGGCCAAACUUUUCACAAAGUUUUAAUUGUUGGUGUGGUGUUUUUCAUUCUUGCUUCGAUUGAAGGCUGCAUGAGGGCACUUGCGGUAGGUUUAAAAAAUGCAUUAAAAAUAUAGGGAUUUGUCCCCCACCAUUCACACACAAAAUAAUUAUUGAAUAAAUAAACCUUAUUUUGUGUUUGACUAUGAGAAGGAUCAUAAACACUUGGAACUUUAUAACAUUAAUGGAUGAUUUAUUUUAACAAAGUUUAUAAUGAUAAGAUGAAAAAAAUGGAAUCUGUUAAAAUAUGGUGGUGAAGUUAUUUAAUAAAAGCAAUGGAAAAAUAAAACAUUAGGUUACAGGAGUAUAGUGUGCAAUCAUCUAUGGGGCUGAGUCACAGGACAUAAGUAUUUAAAAGGGUAAGGGCAUUUUUAUUUUUAAUAGUUUUGUAAUGAGAGUUAUAUACCUUGGCUGAUAAAAGCCAUUUAAUUAUUAGCAGUAUAAUAAGUGACUUAGAUAAUCCUAAAUACUCAAGGGAUUAAUUUAUUAAAAAUGAAUAAUUGUUGGUACACAAGUUGAGUUUAAAUUAAAUGUAAUUAAAAAUUAAUGCUUCUGCUUCCAGGAAAAAGCUGAUCAAUCCAAGCAGCAGCUGUUGCCUGGUGUCCCCUUGGCUGUAACUGAUGCUAUUAUUUGCUGGUGGAUAUCCUUUAAAUUUCUUGAUUUUUAUGCAUAAAGUUCUUAAUUUUUAAAAUAUUUUUUUUUAAUGACCUUAUGGAUUGCUUUAUUUUUUGGUACAUUAUUUUUGUUUAAAAAUAUGAGAGGGGCUUUCACUGUCAUUAUUAAUUUGAUUUUUUAAAAUAAAUAUUUAUUGGAUGGAAUCCCUGACAAAGUCCUUGACUGCAUCUCACAUAUUUUCGUCACUGCUGCAAACAACUCGGACUUUGCGCCUGAGAAGAAAUAUUGUGAAGCUGUCACUAUAUCGACAUUUCACAAACACACUCAUAUUUUCUGUCAUAGGUAAUUAAUAUUCUCACAUAUAUUAAUAUAUAAGUAAUUAAUAUAUAAGUACAAAUAACACGUGUCCUUUUAUGCACAUUUUGUUUGUACAUUUUUCCUAAUAUUCUUUUUAAGAAUAUAAAAUUUACUUAUAUUGUGUUAGUUAACAACUCAGAAUUUGAUUUAUGCUAUGCACUUUUAUUUAUUCUUUAACUUUAAUUGUUAGCUUACCAAAUAUUUUGACUGCUGUUAAGAAUUUUUAACUUUUAAAAAAAAAAAAAUUAAAAUUGUCUACCAUACAAAAUAUUUCAUUCCAGCAUCUGUAGCAUACAUGAUUUGGUUUUUAACCCAGCACAGAUUUAAAGAGUGUCUCUCCGUAAGUUAACAAUUUCAAUAUACUGGUAUUACUUUUAACUACUAGGUAUUAUGGAUUUCUUUGUGUGAAAUAUCUUCAAUACAUUUGCCACUUUUGAUUUAAUGCAGUUUGAAUUCUAAUUCUCAUAUAGCUGUUACUGACAACCUUUUGGGCUUCCCCUAUUUCUUCCUUAGGAUUGGAAAGAACUGUGGAUGGAUGAUGCUUAUUGGCAUCUUCUCUUUUCUGUUCUACUCUUCGUCAUCAUGAUCCUUUGGCGGCCAACAGUAAAUAAUCAGAGGUAUGCAUGUUGUAUAUAAGCCAAUAUUAUUUUUUAAUUUUAAAAAAAAUCAAACAAAAAUUUUGGACAAUGUUCCAUUGCUUUUAUUUGAAGAAACAUCAAUAAAUUUAAUUAGAAAAAAAAAAUAAUUAUCAGCCCCAUCCUUCCUGUUGCAUCUUGCACAUUAUCUAUCUGAAGCCUUUAUACAUUCAUACAAAUCAGUUAACCCAUGUCUCCAAAUCCUAUAACAAUUUUGUAUAAAGUUUAGGAGAGUUGCUCAAUUUGUCAGACUCGCUCUCUCAUCCUGGUCCAUUUGAUCCCAUGGCAAGACUUGAUCAAGACGACUGGAAACAGAGUAGGCUCCAGUAGAUGUCCAGCGGUAUUUCCUGUGUCUCUAUGCAUUUCAUGUCGCAGGAAUUUUCGUGUCAAUGUAAUGUAAUACGACCUACAGGACUCAAUCUCCUGGUUUGAUUUCAGGGUUUGCCUUCUCUUAGAUGAGUUGUCAUCCAAGGUUAAUGAGUCCAAUCCACCCUGGGUGCUGGUGUUGUUUUUGCAUGUCUCAGCUUUUACUGGGGAUUGAACUCCUGCCUGCAAGCUUGGGAUUGACUCAGUUUCGACCACUCUGCCACCCACCACCAUGGGCAAUCAAAUCGGUUAUAAAGAAAGUUUGCUAUCUGUGGUGAAUAGAACCUUGUCUGAGUAGGUCCUCUCCGUGUGGCCAUAGAAACAAUGUAAAUAGUCUAGAACUCUGUUGCUGUCUCAUAGCCCCUACAAGGCUGAUGGGUAGUUAACCAGUAUCAAGUCAAAAAAUCACAAGACGGUUAAGAUUAUCAGUAUUAUUUAAUUGUUAAUAUACUGGAUUUUAUGAACACAGUCCACAACAAUGAUCACAAUAAAUGACGUUCAAAGUAGAAAAGAACAGUAUCUCCUGAUCACAACACGAAGAUGCACUCCAACUCUUGAUUAAAAACAAUGAAAAGAACAGUAUCUCCUGAUCACAACACGAAGAUGCACUCCAACUCUUGAUUGAAAAGAACAGUAUCUCCUGAUCACAACACGAAGAUGCACUCCAACUCUUGAUUAAAAACAAUGAAAAGAACAGUAUCUCCUGAUCACAACACGAAGAUGCACUCCAACUCUUGAUUAAAAACAAUGAAAAGAACAGUAUCUCCUGAUCACAACACGAAGAUGCACUCCAACUCUUGAUUAAAAACAAUGUCUCCUUGUCGCUUACCAAAUGUACACACCUUUUUUUCCCACGUGGUUUUCUCCAACCUACCGCCUCUAUCACACAUCACACGUGACUGAAUAAAAUUCAUGGGAUAUAAGGGGAAAUAACUAAAGAAAAAAACACCAUCGCUCACUCACACAACAUCACAACCAGACACAGAACUACAUCAAGUGAUCUGACUGACUCUAUCAACCUAAAAUAAGGAAAUAUUUCUUGAGUGUUUGACUUUCUAAUUCUUUCAGAUAUGCCUUCUCUCCCUUGCUUGAUGCAGCUGAGGAUGAUAUUGAUGAUGACACUGUGCUCAGUGAAGCCUAUGGUAACGGACUUUAAGAAAUAAUAUUGUGUGUGUUUGUAUAGUAUUUUUGUGAGUUGGCUUGGGGAGACUUAUAAAGGAUUAGACUUGUUUUGAGUCAAAUUUUUUGUCACCCAAAGCAGCUGUUAAAUUUCUACAUAUUUGUAUUAUUAUAAUUUGUUUAAAAAAAACUUAAUUAUUUUCACUAUAUCUCUAAAUUUCAAACUCCUAAGUUAAUAGUGUUACGAAUUCUUCAUUAGCUUCACUUGUUCAGAAAAUGCAUAUAAAAAAUCUCUAAAAUUAAUUAGAUUAUCGGGGAUGAGAUGUCAUCAUUUACCUUUGUCUUUAAUUGAAAAUUCUCAGAGGGCAUGAAAAUGCGCACAUCCUCUAAGUCUCAACAGCGAAACGGAUCCACGAAAGGCAAUGAAGAACAGAAGAAUGUAAGUUCCAAAGGCAUUGCUGAAAUAAUUAAAAAUGAUAUCUAAUGUAUUCAGUUAUUUCUUUAGUUAAUUAUAAAUGUUCACUCUAAGGGCAGAUUGGCUCUAUAAAAACUUCUUGGAAGUGUCAGAAUAAAUACCUCUGUCUAAAAAAUUGGACAAAAUUUAAAUAAUAAUGCCAUUACAGUGGCAAGAGUAUUCGUACACAUUUGCUGUAUGUCUCUUUAUGACAGAAAAUGCCCUUCUGGAUAUUUGAGAUCCUAUAACUUUUUGAACCCUUAGCUCCUGGUUCCUGGAAAACAAUUACACAGACACACAAGCAAACAAAUUCCAGGAUUAUGAAAGUAUAUAAAAUAGAAAUGGUUACCUUUAUGCGCCUGUUUCUCAGGAAAACCAAGGCUAGGACCACGGAUAGCCUUGUUUAGACCUUGUUAAUAUCCAAAACACUAGUUGAAGUCAAUUGAUAUUCACGAUCAAUGUCUAUUUAUUAUAAUCCUUUUUUAAAAUAUUACUAAAAUCCUUUGAAUUAUUUAUAUUAUCAUCAACCUGCUCUGGUUUUAGUCAUUUAUCUCCACCUCUGUACAGUGAAAAAAAAAACCAGGUCCAAAACAUAAAAACAAUGCAUCCAUGUCCGCACCCAUGACAUUAAUCUUUCGCAAAUCAUUGGGUAAACCCUGACCUCAGUAUUCACAACACAUUUUUAUAUUCAGACUUUUGAUAUAGGUUGAGGUAUGGAAGACUGAGAUAUAGUUCCUGCGGGGUAUGGAUCUUUAACAAACAGACCAAUAAAGCAGGAUCACAAAUUCAAAGGGUUAACAACCCUAAAUAUUAUGGGCGUUUUAUUAAUUACCCAAAACUUGCUUAAACUGUCUUUGGUAAUAUGGCAUCAGUUUAAUUAUUUGAAAUGAUCAACAUUUUGAUGAAAAUAAAUUCAUUAUUUUAAAAAAUGUAUUGUCAUUUCCUCAUUUGAGCAAUAGCUGUCAUUUCAAACGUUAUUAUUGAGAAUUUCUGAUGCUCAGCAGACCUAAUAAUAACGGAAAUGUUACAGAAAAUUUUGUUAAAAAUGCUUCUGUUAAAAUGGUUGCACAACUUUCAAUAUGAUAAGGUCUAACUUGGUUCUGUUCUGUAUACAGGAAGAUGACUUGCGAUGGGUAGAGGAUAACAUUCCAGCCUCUUUUGCUGAUAAGUAUGUGGAUGUGUCAUGUCUUAGAAAAAUAUUUUAUCUAAACUUUUUUUCUUAAAUGCUUGUAAUCAAAUGGAUCUGCUAAUAGAGGAAUGCCAAGCCUGCAAGUAAAAAAAGUAUUCUACAACCAUUUAAGUACCCUAUAUACUCACAUAUAGAUUGCACCCAUGGAUAGGUCGCAUGCAUAGUUUUGGUCCGUUAAAGUCGGCAUUUGCAGUUGACCCGCAAAUAGGUUGCACCUUUAGUUUGGGGAGUUACAUGGCCCUUUUUAAAAUAUAAAUAUAACUAAUAUUUGUUAAGCAGACAUCACAAAAAUGUUUCCAUAACAACUUGGAAACUGAAACGCGAGCAUAAAAAAUAUGGGCUCUUUAAUAAGCAUAAACAACUGAUUGCCCUCUGCCUGAGCAGAAGGAAGAGUGAUUGUCUGACUCAUCGUAUAAAUGACUACUCCACAAUGAAUAACAAAAUUGAUGUUGAAUGGAUAGGUCGCACCCCUGAGUUUUAUUGAAAUUUUGGUUACAAGUGUAACCUAUAUGUGAGUAGUGUGGAGAGUUCGGACCACGACAGCGCCUGACUUAAUCCGUCUGACGUAAUCCGUUUGACCACCCAAGCUUGUGGAGAGUCGGACCGCGCCUGACGUAAUCCGUCUGACCGAAGGAUCAAGCUUGUGGAGCACGACGGACCCAAGGAUCAAACGCCUGACCAAUUACGGCCGUCUGACACCAGACACGACCAUCCAUCUGACCAGGGCAUUUACCUGGGACGUCUAGACCGACAAUUGAGAAAAAGGGGGCGGGGUAUAAUCUGGACUGGGAGAGGAACUAUGGGACGGGGUAUAAAUAGGGAAGAAGGCGGACGGACUAGGUUCUGGAGAGCAGGGAGAAAGGAGAGUUGGAAGAUGAGUGAUAGAGUAAGCAAGUGAUAGAUCAAAUAAAGAACACGAGUUUAAUGAUCCAAUGUAUCACCGGAGUUGUUUACUUAUUGAGCACCAGAUUUAGAUGAAGUGUGUCAGAUAGUAAGCAAGGUCCCUUACAGUAUAUAGGUGAAUGUGGUUAUCAUGGAAAUUUAUUAAAUGGUAUAAUGUAUCAGAGCAACUGACUUCAUUUCAAUGUAGACUUUUUCGAAGAAAAAAAUAAUAAAUGCAAAAAUAAUUUACAUUGUUAUACAAUUUUUCAGUGUACAGUAAGUAUUCUCUACAAAUUCCUACGUUGGAAAAUUAAUCUUUAUUUAUUCUAUUAAACGUGCACAUAGUAGGAAGCUUUUAGAGAAAUAUUAGAAUAUGAUUAAAUGCAUUACCACCUUAUGUAUUCCAAUCUUAUUUAUUCCAGAGUACUGCCAGCCCUUGAUUCAGAUGAAGAAAUUAUGAACACUAAAUUUGAAGUGUCAAAAAUGGAGUGAAACUUGUAAAGCUGUGCAUUGGUCAUAUUUGAGUUGUGAAGAUCUUGCCACUGACUUUCGCAUCAUUUGGGUAAAUAAUGUGGAGAUCCUUGACGACAAAAGCCCCUUAAUAAUAGUAUUCAUCAUUCCAUGUCAUCAUCAAAGCCUGUCAGGGCUAUGUACGGUUCAUGCUAUGUAUGGUUCAAUUUGUGACUGGGGCCAGUCACAGUUGAAUUUGAUGGGUGGCCUUGAUUAUAUACCUUUGAGGCCACUGAAACACGACGUUGAAGCAUAAGUUAACUUUUGAAAUUAUUUUUUAUCUUUUUAUGCAUAUAAAUAUAAUAGCAUUUCUUUAAACAUGUCUAACAUGUUCCAUAUAAUUACCCCUUACCAAGUCCUUUUGUUAAAUACUUUUCAUUAUUAGUAAAUUAAAUAAAGGGAAACUUUUGAAACAGCCACAGAAAGUUACACUGAUGAGUGAGUUUAAAUAAUGCAUGACCAUGAAGGUUUUUAAAAGUAUGCAUUGUAUUUUUGUUAAAUUACAUUUUAAACAUUUAUAUUGCAGGUGUGAUUUUUUAAGGUUGUAUUAACUAUGAUGAGAAGUACUCUCUCCAAUUAGUCAAAAUUCUUCCCAAAAAUAAAAAAAUACAUGCAUUUUCACUACAUCAAUGAAAUAGAGGAAAAACUGUAACUGGAAAAAAUGUAACAGAAAUUUCCCAUAUAAAAGUCAUCAGUCUUAAUAAAGCCACACUAUUUCAAAUAAAUUAUUUUUUGUUGCUUUUACAAAAUGCAAUUGAUAAAAUUUUGCCUGGACCUAAAAGCUCUGAGAAUGAUAUGCAUAUACUUGGUAUUAAGUUUUGUCAAUUCUCAAACAUUUUAAUUUGUUUUAUUAUUUAUAUAUUUCAUUCGUAUUUUAAAUUGCAAAUAAAUCCUUUUUAUUGUUUAAAGACUUAUGAUUGGCUAGUGCACAUAAUGUAAGCUUUGACUGCUGUGGAGAAUUUUAUUAUGCUCUAACUAUUGGAUUAUUGAAAGGUCUUAAAUUGUUUUUGAUCUUUCUUUAAAAAAAAUUAUGGGCUUAAAAAAAAAUAACUUGAAUUUAACAAUUGGAAAGCUAAUUUAAGCAUUGUAAAUACAUUGGCAAUAGUUUAUUUUAUGUUCUCUUUAAUAAAUCUAACUUUACCAUGCCAUUUGUUUUAUAUUUUUAUUGAAUGUCUUCUGUGGUCUUGACUGGAGAAUGUAAGUUGAUCAUAUUUAUUGAAGAUGAAAUCUCAAUUUAACCUCUACCCAAGUUAUAUUCCUAUUAAAAAAUCCAUAUUUUCCUAAAUAUUUGCUUGUUUUGUGUUUUCUUAACUAAAAAUAACCCUAUCAACUCAGAACAGUGGUUUUCAAACAGGUGUUGUGUAGCACAAGAUGGAGAUAUAGAGGAUGAAAAAAGAUAUUUAAAAAAAAUGUUUCUAUGAGGGCAUAGUGAACAUCGAAAUCUCAUCUUUUAACAUUAAUUUACUCACUAACAAAGUUAUUAUGUUUCUUAACAAUUCUACGGUACCAUUAUGUUAGAGAAUUUCAGUAUAUAGGGUUGCAAGAUAAUAAGUUUUGAAAACCCCUGACUCGGGUUGAUAGUACUGAUACCCGUGUGAAGUGGUUGCAUGCUUUUUUCAAAUUUUUUUUUCAAACAUCAAUUGAUAAGAACUGCCACAAUUUUUUAAUUGAUUAUUUUUUUCUUGUAUUUAACUUCCUAUACUCUGCUCCCAUUGAUUGCUUUCAUUGAAAUAUAACCUUUACCUUUUGGAUCAUGAUAUUAAUAAUAUGUACUUAUUGUUUGAUAUGAAUUCGAUGAUUGAAGUCAAGAUUAAACUGAUGUGGGUUAGCAUAUUUCAACAUUUUCUUGUCUCUUGCUUCUCUGGGUGUCAUUCUUUGUUUUAGUUUUUAUUACACAAAAAAUGCAACCACUACCAACCCAACUAAGUUACUAUUAUUUUUCUCGAAGUAGGCAAUUCAUGGUUCACAUUAUUUAUCAAAGUAAGGACUCCAUGGUUCACAUUAUUUAUCACUAGUGUCUUAAAACUUGUGAAGCAUUUUGAAAACAAUUUAAAAUGACGUUAGGUGUGGUAUGCCAUGAAAAACUAAAUCAUUUAUUUAAAAAAAAGAGGCUUUUAAUUUGCUAACAAUAUAUGUUAAGUUUUAAUUAUGGCUACACAAAUAAAAAUUUAAAUGAUUCAGCAAAUGCCUUCAUCAGCACAGCAAAAAACAUUAACAUAAGCAUAAUUUAAAUUAUGUGUGUAUAUAUAUAUCCUACCUAUACCUAAAUAAUUUUAAGUAUAAGUAGGCUAUAUCAGACCUGUUUACCCUCAAACUCUUCAAAUCGUACAAUAUCAUCACAAAAUUGUUUAAAAAAUCUUAAUUGUAAAAAAAAUAAACAUACGGUAUAAACAUGUAUACACCUUAAAAUCGUACAUUGUACGCCAAAAUCGUAAGAGUAAACAGAUCUGCUAUAUAUAUUUUAAAUAAAUUUAAUAUAUACAUGUAUGAAUGUUUUCUGUUGUACUGAUGAAGGCAUUUGCUGAAAUGAUUAAAUUUGUAUUUUGUGUAACCAUAUUUAAAGCUUAACAAACAUUGUUUUAUUUACACAACUUGUUAGUGUCUCAUUAAUUUAGUUAAAAGCUUUAUCACAGUCCAACAAUUUUAAUUUUAAGGAUCUCUCAGUCAUUUCGAGUGUGUAUCACUUCUGGAAUUAUUUUUUUUCGAAUGCCUAAUCCAGUGGUCGGCAAAUCGCGGCUCGGACAGUUGGCCACAAAUCGGUUUUGACUACGAAAAAAGACGGUUCUUGACAGGUUCUUGAAAGGAAAUUUGACUCUAAAAAAAAUGUUUAAUCGUCCUGCUGCUGAUUUUCAGCUCUCUUGACUAAUGAGUCUGCCGACCACUGACCUAACCUAUUAACUCUUUCUCUUACAUAAUACAAUAAAUGAUUAGUAAUUUUUAUUUUUCAAAUGUUAAUUGUCAAAUUAUAUUCAUAUCUUAAAAUAAAAAACAUGUGCACCCUUUUCAAAUGUCCAAUAUUCUGUGAUUCAUGAAUGCUUAGCUUUUCAUACUGGUUCAUGUAUAUAUGCAUUUUCUUUGCAAUGCCUGUAAAAUAUAUGUUCAAUAUUCUGAAAAAGAAUCUUAUUUUAGUUUUAUCUGAUAAUUUCAAGCAAGAUGUAUCAGACAAAAAUUAAAUUUUAAAUUUGACCAUUAAAAAAUAAAAUAUUUACAUAAUUCAACCUAAAGAAAUGUUAAACACAGCAUUUUAAAAUAUCUUUUUACUUUUUGAAACUUUCAACAUAAUGGUGAUGGUAGCUAUUCAAUAAUCUAAUACUCUUUAGCUUGUAUUGUAUUUUUUUUCCAGCUGCAAACUUUCAACUGCACGAGUAAAAAAAAAAAGAUGACAAAAUACUUAAUUUUAGAUCAGAAAAUAUUCACUACUCAUAGCAAAUAAAAUCAUAACCGAAAAAUAUUUGUAGUUCGGGUAAUUUGCAGGGAAAUAUUACCAUAAAGCAUUUCUAAUUUAAGGGUUUUAAAACUGACUUGUACAAAUUAAUAUAUAUUUCCAAUAGCAUAGAACUUGAUAAGCAUAACCCUUUGGCUAGUUUAGUUACCUAGGAAUACCACAAUGAGGGGGGGGGGGAUCUUGUUUCAUAUUGGUAUGCUUUAAAAGUUGACCUCCUAUGGCAUGCACCAAUUUGCCCCUACUAAAAAGUGGAAUGUGAGUAAAACGACAUAGGAAAAGGGGUACGUUAAAUGAAAUGAGCAAUGGAUAUUAUACGUUAUUAUAACUGAAUUAACAAUUAUGCAUAUUGAAAUGUUUUUCUUUCUCCUUUCAUUUGCCAUUUUAAAGCAAAGACAAGUCUUCUACUUCACAUGGAAAUAUUUCACACUCAUUCAUAGGUUACAUUUUUGGCAUUGUAUUCAUACCACUACUGUACUUGGAGAAUGUUAGCUUCAUUAAAGAGAAUUCUUCCUCCAUAUCACUGAGCAGUUUCCCCUAUUGAUGUGUAUGCAGCUCAGUUGAGCUGAUUACUGCAUAUUAUUAGUUUUCAACUUUGUUUGUUUGUUGUUUUUUUUUUCCAUUUUAAUAAUUUAAAAAGGGAAGUCACAUGUCCUGCAUGACCUUUUAUUAUUCAAUACUAGUUCAACAAAAAUAUUAUGCAGGCUUAUAUUUUAAUUUUAAGCAAAGUUUAUUUCAAAUGCAUACUCAUUUUCGUGUUUUGGUUCAAAUCCAGUAUGGUAUGCUUAGUUGACAUGUGGAAACAUAAUUUAUGAUAUGGACAUUAAAUAAAAUUAAAAUAAAUACCUGUUUUGUCUUCCAAUUAUAUAUAGAAAUGAAAUAAGCUGGAGGGGGGUGGGUUAAGUAAUAAGUAAUAUUAUGAUAAAUAUAUUCUUUUUUUUCUCUUAAAAGAAAUCUUUCCAACCCCUCCCUCCUCUCUCUCUCUCUCUCUCUCUCUCCCCCCCCCCCCCAUAAAAAGCCUAAUUGCACUCAGUGACUUGGCACUCAUCUGCAGGCUUAUGUAUCUAACUACCCCACCACACUCAAUGUAGCUUGAUAGACCUCUGAUGGAAAUGUUUAAGAAAUGUAUGUGUAAUACAAUAACAAUGUGGUUGUUCUUAUUAUUAUUAGCUUUACUUGAUCAUAGUCUUUGUAAUGCUUGAUAUAUUUGAUCAGAUGUGCAUGUGAUUGACUGAGACGCAGUGUACAGAGAAACAUUGUGAUGCACAGGGAUUUAAUGUUUUUUGUUUUGUUUUGGGAUGUAUAAACUUUGAUAAACUAUGGCAAGUGAA
Lymnaea stagnalis (great pond snail) is the source of this 28996-nucleotide messenger RNA. The record is from the annotation of a GenBank genome assembly. Lineage: Eukaryota; Metazoa; Mollusca; Gastropoda; Lymnaeidae.